CGUUCUUUUUAAAACAACCAAAAAAUCAAAACAUUACAUUUGGUGCUGUUAUUAUAUUUUAGCUGUUUGGCUGACCUUACAUUCAAAUAUGCAUCGCAGAUGUCCCGAUUAUGAAGAAAGCAUAUAUAACUUAAUACCUAAGACCCCAGAGAAGCCACCCAAGGCGGAAAGACACAAAUCAAAAUUUCAAACAACAGUUAAAGAUGAACAAAAAUUUAAUAAAAAGGAGAACAAAACAAUGGGUCCUGCUAAAGUUCCAUUAAAUGAUCCAGAGAACUUCCUCAAAAAGAGAUCGAAACUACCUAAUCUUACAGAAAAACAGAAAUUCAAAUAUCCCGAUGAAGAGCAAAGAAGACCGGCUGUCCCUAGACAUACUGAGAAGCCUUUAAUGGGAGUGACGACCAACAAAAACUUCAUCACAACGAAUGCUGUAGAGAAUAUACUAUCAGUACCAAAGAAACCGGCUGCAAAUUUUGCAGAUACCAGACGAGGCUCGACACAUCCUUUGGAACCGUCAGGAUUGACUCCGAAAUACAUGAAAAAAAAGGAUUAUGGUCAGACGCCUAAUUAUUUGGUCAAACGAAAAGAAGAAAUCGAUGAAAUGCAGCAAGCGUACAAUGAGUACGUACAAGACUCGUUACGUAAAGGCGCAAUGAAAUGUUUAUUGGAGGCUGAAAGACAGAACAUAAUAUCUGGUUUAAAAUCGAACUGGGAGGAAAUUCACCAUCAAUACCAAGGAUUAUCUGUCGUUACUGAUACCGCACCGAAGAAGAAUCGAAAAGAACGGAUGGAAGCAGAAAUGGACCAACUGGAGAAGGAUAUCGAACUUUUGGAAAAACAUACAAAAAUAUAUAUUGCGAACGCAUCUUAAACCUAAAUUUUCUAAUUUUUAAAUUUAUUUUUCUAUAUAUAAAUAUUUCUUGAUAUUAUUUUAAGCUGGUAUUUCUUUGUUUUUAAAAAAAAUCAUUUGCAAUUACUCUUGUCCUAAGUAUAUCGCAGGUUUUGGAGGACUAUAUAUUUUUUUCCGUCAAACAUUUUUUUUGACUUUAAUAUGUAUAUACUUGAUCGAAUGAAAGAGAUUUUAGCUACUAACAAAUUA
Molecule: messenger RNA, 1099 nt
Organism: Hydractinia symbiolongicarpus
Lineage: Eukaryota; Metazoa; Cnidaria; Hydrozoa; Anthoathecata; Hydractiniidae
Product: enkurin-like
Exons: 5
Coding region: 89-871 (260 amino acids)
Cellular component (GO): acrosomal vesicle
Molecular function (GO): calmodulin binding
Source: RefSeq, a predicted model, not a curated record